AAUAAACCAAUGUUAAUGCCACGGCCUAAAGAGAAAUAAUGACAAAUAUGCUUUUGUAUAGUGUGCAGUUAAUUUUUUUUGUAAAAGUCUGUGGCAAAAUACUGUUUGUAGAAAUACGCAUUUUACAUUAAAAGUAUGUUGUUAAUAGAAAUUACAUGGCUAAAAUACUUUACUUUUUCAUAUUCAAAAGUAUGUGAUGCAAUUAAUACUUGAUAUUUAAUCAACGAUCGACUGAAUUGAAAAAAACCAACAAAAAAACCCCCCAGAAAACAAAACCCAAACAAUAGGUAUAUUUAACGAAUUCAGUUUUUGCAUCUUCAGUUUGUGACGCUGGUACAUUUGGAGAUGAUUGCAUCGAGUUCUGUCACUGUCAUGGUCAACCGUGUAACUAUGUAACUGGAGAGUGUAUGUAUGGAUGUAAACAGAACUGGACUGGAACCCAGUGUAAUGUUUGUGAUUCUGAUCACUAUGGCUCACUGUGCAGUGUUAGUUGCUCCAACAGACACUGUGAUCAGACUAACGGAAUAUCCAGGUGUGACAAAAUAACAGGGCGAUGUGACACUGGGUGUGAACCAGGCUGGACUGGACCAGAUUGUACAAAGAAAUGUCCAAAUGGUAGAUAUGGCAAAGGUUGUAAAACUUCCUGCGCAAGCAGACAUUGUCUUGAAAACUCGCCAUGUGAUCACUUGACCGGGGAAUUUGUCGUUGGCUGUGAUCGAGGAUAUGAGACACCUGACUGCACUACGAAAUCCGGAUACGGCGACGUCAGUCUUCAUCUCACUGGCACAGCUCCUGUCGUCCUUUCAAUCAUGUUGUUGUUGAUAACCUGGCUUGCUUCCGACCUGUCACCGUAUGCUGAGUCACGUUAG
Gigantopelta aegis is the source of this 869-nucleotide messenger RNA. Its product is annotated as multiple epidermal growth factor-like domains protein 11. The transcript is spliced from 4 exons. The coding region runs from base 408 to 869 and encodes 153 amino acids. NCBI's taxonomy places the organism in Eukaryota, Metazoa, Mollusca, Gastropoda, Neomphalida, Peltospiridae. The record is from RefSeq and is a predicted model, not a curated record.